Filobasidium floriforme is the source of this 213-nucleotide messenger RNA. RefSeq lists its product as uncharacterized. The coding region runs from base 1 to 213 and encodes 70 amino acids. The transcript is spliced from 2 exons. The record is from RefSeq and is a predicted model, not a curated record. Lineage: Eukaryota; Fungi; Basidiomycota; Tremellomycetes; Filobasidiales; Filobasidiaceae.
AUGGCUCUCGUCCGGAACCUUCGAGUUACUCCUCAUCUCAACGAGGGGGACGCCAAGCACGGCUAUGUCAGCAUGACCAACAUCGGAACACAUGACAAUUGUCAUCUUGUGCUUGGGACAGUGGAUCAACAGUACAAGCUGGCUUAUGAGCCUGGGACGGCCCUCAUCUUGUUCUUACACAAAGACGCACUCAAAUGGCAGCUGCAGGCUUGA